This is a messenger RNA of Lontra canadensis (Northern American river otter), 1531 nucleotides long. It is a transcript of the gene CPLX3, whose product is annotated as complexin 3. Gene Ontology annotation, biological process: neurotransmitter transport; regulation of neurotransmitter secretion; synaptic vesicle exocytosis. The coding region runs from base 141 to 617 and encodes 158 amino acids. The record is from RefSeq and is a predicted model, not a curated record. Gene Ontology annotation, molecular function: syntaxin binding. The transcript is spliced from 3 exons. Lineage: Eukaryota; Metazoa; Chordata; Mammalia; Carnivora; Mustelidae. Gene Ontology annotation, cellular component: terminal bouton; SNARE complex.
GGCCUGGGCGGGGGGAGGGCGGCGGGAGGCUCAGAGCGUGGGGCGCCUGCCCGCGGCAGGAGCUGUCCGCGAGUCCUAGUGCUGAAGUAGGUGCGGACGUGCCUGGCUCCCGGAGCCCGGUGCCAGGGCCAGCGAAGACCAUGGCGUUCAUGGUGAAGACUAUGGUGGGCGGCCAGCUGAAGAAUCUCACCGGGAGCCUGGGGGGCGGCGAGGACAAGGGGGACGGGGACAAAUCGGCGGCCGAAGCGCAGGGCAUGAGCCGAGAAGAGUAUGAGGAGUAUCAGAAGCAACUGGUGGAAGAGAAGAUGGAGCGGGAUGCGCAGUUCACGCAGAGGAAGGCUGAGCGGGCCACGCUGCGGAGCCACUUCCGAGAUAAAUAUCGGCUGCCCAAGAAUGAGACAGAUGAGAGCCAGAUUCAGAUGGCCGGUGGAGACGUGGAAUUGCCCCGAGAGCUGGCCAAGAUGAUUGCGGAGGACACAGAGGAGGAGGAGGAGAGGGCCUCUGUCCUCGGGCGGUUGGCCAGUCUCCCUGGCUUGGACAUCGGCUCACUCAAGGACAAGGCCCAGGCCACACUGGGGGACCUCAAGCAAUCAGCUGAAAAGUGCCACAUCAUGUGACUACUCCCCCUGGGGUUGCCCACUGGGGUGACCAGAGGGCUGGGCCCACGUGAGGGCUAAGAGCAUGUCUCAAUGCCCAGGGACCCACACCCAAUCUUAGUUUUGUUUCCCCCCCAUCCCAUGUUAGCUCAGGACCCUUCUCAUCCAUGGCCCAAUCCUGCCUUCUGGUCUUUCCUUCUCCACUGGGACCAAAGUCCCCAUUCCUCUCUUUCCCUCAAGACCCACCCUCUCUACUCAGCUUGGAGAGGCCUCCUAAGAUUGUAGGAAUAUGCCCAUCCCUCUCUGGCCGUGGCCCUAAGUUCCUGCACAUGGGAGCGCCCAUAGAGAGACCCAGAGAGACAUGGAAACCAUGGAAGCAUGUACGGAAGCUUGGGCCACAGACGCAUCCUGGCAAACACACACACACAGACACACACACACAAGCCAGCCCCUCUAGACACCAACACUCAGACAUGCUUAGAGGGUUCUUUGGGCAGACACCCUCAGUAGACCAGAAGCCCAAGGUUGAGCCUCCACGUUCAUUCUCCGUGAAAACCACUGUUCUUUUUGGUCCUCACUGCAUCAUCUCUAAAAUGAGGAUGGACUGGGUAAUUUCUAAGACUCUUUCUGGCUUGGCCUCCUUGGCCCUCAGAGCCAACCCCACACUCUUCCUAGGGCAGGACAACAGCUGCAGCCAUAGCCAGGAGUGGCUGCCGCUGUGCCGUGGGCUCUGGCUCUUGGGAGCUGAGCGAUGCUGUGUGAGGGGCCGAGUGCCAAGGAUGAAGCUGGCACUGAACGGUAGCCCAGGCGGCUCCAGGCCUUCUCUGGACCCAGGCCCAGGCAAUUUCUGUUCUGUUGCUGUAGAACUCUCUCUGGAUUCCAUAGCUGGAUCUCCUCUGUCAGCUCCGUGAAAAAUAAAAAUUUGAAAUGAUGUA